Molecule: messenger RNA, 3317 nt
Organism: Mustela erminea (ermine)
Lineage: Eukaryota; Metazoa; Chordata; Mammalia; Carnivora; Mustelidae
Product: disintegrin and metalloproteinase domain-containing protein 1a-like
Exons: 1
Coding region: 322-2802 (826 amino acids)
Biological process (GO): proteolysis; male gonad development; binding of sperm to zona pellucida
Cellular component (GO): external side of plasma membrane; sperm head plasma membrane; plasma membrane
Molecular function (GO): metalloendopeptidase activity
Source: RefSeq, a predicted model, not a curated record
UUCCGUGUGGCACAGUUGAGAAGGCAUGGAGGUUUUGUUUCCACUCUCCAGGCAGGGUCUUGCCUUUUAGCACCUGCAGUCCUUCAUGAUUACAUCAGUCCACGAUGUCAAAAGGACCUUAGCCAGGGAGCACUGAAGUUGAUGCUGGGGAAGAAGUCACAUAGAAAGGAUACUACCUGAAGGAUAACAGAUCGGAAAGACUGGAAAGGACACAGCCAGAGGCUAUGCUUCUCUCAGGUAGGCAGUAGCCACCCUUUAUGCGGCCAGCAUAGAUCUGGAGCUAACGCCUGAGGGUCUCUGUGUCAGGGACAGCUGCUUCUGAUGGACACCAUCAACCGAUUCCCAACGGCCAUGUCAAUGGCAGCUUCUUUGAGACAGUCUGCCUCCUCCUCGUCUUCUCUACAGAAAUACCAAGUGGCUGCCUAUGGGGCUGGCAGAGUGCUUCUGGCUUGGGCUCCACAAAUGAAGGGCUGGAGGCGAGCACCAGUAGUGCCGGGACCUUCGUGUGUCAGGUUGGGGAUCAUGCUAGUGUUGGUACUGAUUUUCCUGCCAGGCUUGUACUGUGACCCUGGAUCUGUGUAUUAUUCUUCUUACGAAACAGUCAUCCCCAAGAGUCUGACAGUCAAGGGAAAGGAAGACCCAGGGGAAAAGGCGUCCUAUACACUAGUAAUGCAGGGCCAGAAGCAGGUGAUUCAACUGAAGGUGAAGAGAGACUAUUUUGUGAAUAACUUUCCAGUCUUCAGCUACCACAAUGGGGUCCUGGGGCAAGAAGUGCCUUUCAUCCCUCAUGACUGUCACUACGAAGGCUACCUAGAAGGAGUCCCGGGUUCUUUUGUUUCCCUCAACACCUGUUCAGGCCUCAGGGGCAUCCUGAUUAAGGAGGGGAAGCCCUAUGGCAUUGAGCCCAGGGACACCUCAAAACAGUUUGAACAUGUGUUGUACACCAUGGCACCCCAAGCUCGAGUGUCCUGCAGCGUCACUUCCAAAGGCAGCCAAGUGGUGUCCACCAGCCGGCAGCAAGGGAGCAGGAAGCCUCGCAGUCUACAGGCCCUGCCGUCCUUUUGGUCACACACCAAGUACGUGGAGAUGUUUGUCGUGGUCAGCAACCAGCGCUUCCAGAUGUGGGGCAGGAACAUCGAUGAGACAGUCCAGAGAGUAAUGGACAUCACUGCUCUGGCCAACAUCUUCACUCGGGGCAUAAACACCCAGGUGGUGCUGGCCGGAGUGGAGAUCUGGACCGAGGGGGACCUCAUCGAAGUCCCAGCGGACUUGCGAGUUACACUGAGGAAUUUCAAUAGCUGGAGACAGGAGAAGCUCUUCCCCCGGGUGAAGCACGAUGUUGCCCACCUGAUCGUGGGACAUCACCCUGAAGACGAUGUGGGACAGGCAUUUCUCAAUGGUGCCUGUUCAAGAGGCUUUGCAGCCGCUGUUGAAUCCUUCCACCAUGAAGAUGUCCUCCUGUUUGCGGCGCUCAUGGCCCAUGAGCUUGGGCACAACUUGGGUAUUCAGCACGACCACUCGGCCUGCACUUGUGAAGAUAAACUCUCUUGCCUCAUGCAUGAGAACAUCACUAAAGAAAGUGGCUUCAGCAACUGCAGCUCUGACCACUUCUACCAGUUCCUCCGGGAACACAAAGGGGCCUGCCUGUUUAACAAGCCCCGGCCCCAAGGUCGUCUGCGUAGGCAAGCCACGUGUGGAAACGGUGUGUUGGAGGUGAAUGAGGAGUGUGACUGUGGACCUGACUGUGGUAAUAACCCGUGCUGUGACGAAACAUGUAGGCUGAAUGAGCAUGCACAGUGUAGUGACGGACUGUGCUGUUUUAAUUGCCAGUGGAGACAUAAGGGUUUCAUGUGUCGUUCUGCGCUUGGAGAGUGUGACCUCCCAGAGUAUUGUGAUGGUUCCUCUGGAGAAUGUCCCAGGGACCACUAUAAGCAAGAUGGUACAUCGUGUGAUAUGAUUCACUAUUGUUUUAUGGGCCGGUGCCGGAACCCUGAUACUCAGUGCGUGGGUAUAUAUGGGUCACCUGCAAGGUCAGCCCCAGAAGACUGUUAUAUUUCCAUGAACACGAAAGGGAACCGGUUUGGAAACUGUGGCUGUCCUACUGCUGCUGUCCCUAGAUACGUUAAGUGCACUGAUGAGAAUAUAUUUUGUGGGAAACUUAUAUGUACAAAUAUUACACAGGUACCACCAAUCAAACCCCACCAUACUCUGAUUCAGGUAGCUCACAACAAUGACUGGUGCUGGAGCAUGGAUGUCUAUAACAUUACUGAUAUCCCUGAUGAUGGAGAUGUGGACACUGGCACCCUUUGUGCCCCAAACAAAAUCUGUGUGAAUUACUCCUGCAUUGAUCGUGCUGUGCUCAAGUACGACUGUGAACCUCAAGAAAUGUGUAAUGGGAGAGGAGUCUGCAACAAUUUAAGGCACUGCCAUUGUGAAGAGGGCUAUGCACCCCCUGACUGCAAAGUUUCAGGAAAUGGGGGUAGUGUGGACAGUGGUCCCCCCGGCAAGCCAGAUGAUGGAAAUGUAAGUGAAGAUGAAACUAGAGGUCUUAGUUUUCAUCGUGGUAAUUUUGGCAGGGGCAGUGAGAAUAAAUUUGAAAGCAAAAGUCUUGGCAAUCUAUUGUACAUAUUUCCCUUACUUCUUGUGGCAAUAUUUUUAAGUCUGAUUAUUGGUGCCAGUGUUGGGGCUGGAAAGGAGAUAUCACAGUGCUCACAAGGGGCUCUAGAAGACACUGAAGAAGAAGCUGUACAGGAAAAGGAAGGAGGCCAAGUAGAGGAAGAAGUAGAGGUAAGAAAUAAGUAGUGAUAGGAAGAAGUCUAAUAUACCCAAUACCCAAGCACUAGCUGGAAUGGAGGUUCAGUGGAACAAAUAUGAAGUGCACACCAAUGGCAGCAGUGGCCCUAAUAGGGACUCUACAGUCUUAUGAAAUGUACUACUGUGCAAGGAAGGGCUUUUCUUCUUCAAUGUACUCAUUGAUUAUAUAUACAUAGAUGAAAUCAUUUAUAAAAAUAUUUUAAUAUUUUUAAUAUUUCAUUAUCAUAUUUUAUGAAACAUUUAUUUAAAUUAAAAUUCUCUUAUGAAACUUUCAGCUCAAUAUUUUGUCUUCAGUAGGUCCAGUUUUGACGUAACUGUUUUUUAGGGAAUGUCAUCUUGCAUCGACUGUGUUGGAUAUACAGUAUUAAAUGUUUAUAUCUAUUAGGGUCCAGGUUUUUCACCCCACUUAGAACUACACAUUACAUUAGGAAAGUAGUUUCUAUGUUUGUUGUUCUAAUUGCUCUGUGAAGUGUAUCCAUGAAAUGAAAAGAUUUAAAUUAAAA